GUGGGAAGAAGACGUGAAGACCGCCGAGCUGACACACACCCAAAAACCCUAAUCACAGAGGCAGAAGAAUUCCUCAUUCCUCUUCUUCUUCAAACUAAAGCCCUUCCUCCUCCUUUCUUCAGUCUUCUUCUCUCCUUCCCUUUUACUUUACCCCUUUGCUUUCCUAGUUUCCUUUCGUUUCUCCCCUUUUCCAGUCUCUCUGCUCUCUCUCUUUUUUUUUUUUACUUCACCUGAGGCUGUACACCGUUUCCCGCCUCGCUGUUUCCCCACUCUCUCUCUAUCUCUUCCCGUCUCAGCCGAGCGAGAUAAUGCUUGUUGUCGGCGCCGGCGAUGAAGGUGUCGUUGCAACGCGGGCCGUCAAGGAGCAGCCCGCUCCUCUGUUCUUCCUCUCUUUUUAAACCAACUCUGUCUUUAUUCUUCAGAGCUCCCUCUUCAAAACCCUCUUCUUCUGUUCUCUCAAUGCCCUGCCACGCUACCGCUUUAUCCUCUUCCACCGCCGCCGCCUCCUCCUUCGUCCGGAAUCCUUCCUUAACCGUACCCAAGGCGGCAGCCACGUGUUCUCGCUCAUAUUCCACCCUUUACAGCGCCUGCCGCAGCGCAAUCGAAGGGACCGGGAGGACCACAGCAGCUGGAACCCCGCUCAGGGCCUGGCAGGUGGGUCGUUUCCUCUGCCGCCGCACGCUCUCAGCGGCCGAGCUCGUGGGCUCUGCUGCUGCUAAUGCAUCUGCGGCCGCUGUUGAUGGGCUGAAGAGCGGUGGAGAUGAUGGCAGCGAGAAGGACGACGGCGGGGAAGAGAAGGAGAAGGAGCAGCAGCAGGGGAAAAUAAGCCGGCGGCAGAAGGGCUCGCCGAGCGGCGACGCUGUAAGUAACGCUGAUUUGCUGACAAUUCCUGGUGUUGGCCCUAAGAACUUGAGGAAAUUAGUGGAGAAAGGGCUGAGCGGCAUGACUGAGCUCAAGCAGCUGUAUAAGGACAAGUUUCUAGGGAAAGAAAAUGAGACAAUGGUGGAGUAUUUACAGAGUUCUGUAGGGAUCAUCCACCGAAACCAUGCCGAGAGCAUAACCACGUUCAUCAAAGAGAGUGUAGAUGAAGAGCUGAAAGAUACAAGCUCGGAUGCCCGCCACAUGCCUAAGAAGCGGAUCACCUUCUGCGUGGAGGGUAAUAUCAGUGUUGGAAAGACUACAUUUCUUCAGAAGAUAGUCAGUGAUACGAUUGAGCUGAGAGACCUUGUUGAAGUGGUGCCAGAACCGAUUGAUAAAUGGCAGGAUAUAGGGCCUGAUCAUUUCAAUAUACUGGACGCAUUUUAUGCUCAGCCAAACAGGUAUGCCUACACGUUCCAGAACUAUGUUUUCGUCACAAGGGUUAUGCAGGAACGAGAGUCAUCAAUUGGGCUUAAGCCUCUUAGGCUCAUGGAGCGAAGCGUUUUCAGUGACCGAAUGGUGUUUGUGCGAGCAGUGCAUGAAGCAAAAUGGAUGAACGAGAUGGAGAUAAGCAUAUAUGACUCGUGGUUUGAUCCGGUUGUAUCAGUUCUACCCGGUCUUAUCCCUGAUGGGUUCAUCUAUCUUAGAGCAACCCCUGACACCUGUCACAAGAGAAUGAAGCAGAGAAAGAGGGAAGAAGAGGGUGGAGUUUCCCUAGACUAUCUUCGUGACUUGCAUGAAAAGCAUGAAAGCUGGCUGUUCCCCGCUGAUAUUGGGAAUCAUGGGGUCUUGUCUGUCAGUAGGCCUCCCUUGCAACUUGAUAGCUCGAUACAUCCUGAUAUAAGGGAUCAAGUGUUCUUCUUGCAAGGUGAUCACAUGCACUCCAGCAUUCAGAAGGUUCCUGCCUUGGUUUUGGAUUGUGAAGCAAACAUUGACCUUAACAGGGAUACCGAAGCCAAAGAGCACUAUGCACGCCAAGUUUCUGCGUUCUUUAAGUAUGUCAAGCAGAUGAAGGAAGUUUCGCCAGCUCCCGGUGAUGGUGGCCCCAGUACUAGACAGAUCAUGCUGCCCCGUGAAGGUGGGUUGCUGCUACCAAAUGGGAAGCACUUUGGCGAAUCUGCUCUCAGGUCUCUGGAAGUCCAACGGGCUCUCCUUCGCGUCUAGCCAGUGAGAGCCGCUUGCUGCCCGCCCAACCUCGGUUCCCUCACCUCCUUUUUGUCUGACACGCCCAUGGGAAGAUGUCAAGUGUCUAUCUCCUCCUGCUGCGCAUGUAUAGAGUUUGUUUAACCCCCAAGUAGGCACCCGGUAGAUCUGUAGAUUUUGGUCUUGUAUGAAUGAUGAAUAGUCUCUGAAAGAUGGUUUGUAGUGUUUUUCAAGGAUGGUAAUGGAAGCGGUUGCUUGAUUUCAGUGUCUUUUGUAUCAAGUGGUCGUGGUAUUGGCAGGUUAAAGAUAACUGAUUGUAGUUGACUAGAGAUUGGCGAAGCUUCAAACUUGGUAGAUAAUGAAAUGUGUAUUAAUGUUCGUUCAACUUUCUGCGGGUGUUGGUGCCUUUCUGUUUACCAAAUUGUCAAUAUGUACAUGUACAGGUUAAUUGUGAUGC
Linum tenue is the source of this 2518-nucleotide messenger RNA. The record is from the annotation of a GenBank genome assembly. NCBI's taxonomy places the organism in Eukaryota, Viridiplantae, Streptophyta, Magnoliopsida, Malpighiales, Linaceae.